Messenger RNA from Calliphora vicina (urban bluebottle blowfly), 1893 nucleotides. RefSeq names its product ATP-dependent helicase brm-like. The record is from RefSeq and is a predicted model, not a curated record. The transcript has 5 exons. Gene Ontology annotation, molecular function: small GTPase binding. Gene Ontology annotation, cellular component: Golgi apparatus. Bases 1 to 1893 code for a protein of 630 amino acids. Lineage: Eukaryota; Metazoa; Arthropoda; Insecta; Diptera; Calliphoridae. Gene Ontology annotation, biological process: endoplasmic reticulum to Golgi vesicle-mediated transport; Golgi organization.
AUGAAAAUUUUUACAUUUAUAUUUUUUGCCGUUACGUUAUGCUUGGCUUCCGGAGAAGAUGUAGCUUAUGAUGGUUAUCCAGACGGAGGUUAUGAAGAUGCACCGACUGAACCACCAGUAGAUUAUUCACCUUCAUAUUGGGAUGAUGCAACUACAGAAAAACCUGCUGACUACAAUGAUUAUCCAGCAGGAGGAGAUGGAGAUCCAACAACUGAAUCACCAACUGAUUCGCCUGCUGAUUGUCCUCCUGAAGAUAAUGCAGCUGAUAUAUUUAAAAAAUUCGGUGGCGGCGUCCUAUUGGCCAUGGCUUCCGCAGAGGAACCACCACCAGAGGAUGGUCCCCCAGCUGAUGGUCCACCAGCAGAUGGUCCACCAGCUGAUGGCCCACCAGCAGACGGUCCUCCUGAGGAUGGUCCUCCUAAAGACGAUGGUCCUCCUGAGGAUGGCCCUCCAAAAGAUGGUCCUCCUGAUGAUAGUCCCCCUAAAGACGGUCCACCAGCUGGAGGUUCUAAACCACCUGCCGGAGGAUCUAAACCACCUGCAGGAGGUUCUAAACCACCUAGCAAGCCAGCUAAUAACAAGCCUGCUGCUCCCGGUAAGAAACCCACUGCUCCCAACAAAAAACCCGGAAAGAAACCCUCCAAUGCCAGCAACAACAAGCUCAAAAAAGAAAAUCAGAAGAGACAACAGGCCAUUAAAAAAAGGCAACAACAAAUCAAGAAACAGAAGAAUCUUAUUAAGAAGGAACAUUUGGCAAACGAAAAGAGGCGACAGGAGAUCAAAAAAAGUCGUCAGGCUGAUAGGAAGAGGAGAGCAUUCAUUAAGAAGAGGAAAGCCGUCAUGAAGAAAAGACGACAGACCGUAUUAAAACAAAGACAGGAGCUUAAAAAAUUGAAUGCUGCUAACGGCAAGAGACGUUGGGAAACCAGACAAUGUUGGUAUACCAAAACAUUGGUUGUUGCUGAGGAACCACCACCGGAGGAUGGACCGCCUGCUGAUGGUCCUCCUGCUGAUGGUCCACCUGCUGAUGGUCCACCAGCUGAUGGUGAUAAACCGCCAGCUGAUGGUGAUAAACCCCCAGCUGAUGGCGACAAACCACCAGCCGAUGGUGAUAAACCCCCAGCCGAUGGUGAUAAACCCCCAGCUGAUGGUGGUAAACCACCCGCUGGAGGUAAUAAACCACCAGCUGGAGGAAAUAAACCCCCUGCCGGCGGUAAACCACCUGCUGGCGGCAAACCUGGAGGUAAACCCAAUAAGAAACCAUCACCUCCUGGAAAAAAACCCAACAAGAAACCCGCUAACAAUCAACAACAGCAAGCCAAGAAGCAACAAGCCAUCAAGAAAAAACAACAAGCUAUUUUGAAGAAGCAACAGGCUAUUCUUAAAAAAGAAAUGGCCAAGAGGAAACGCCAAGAAGCCAUUAAGAAGAGACAACUGGCCAUCCGUAAACAACAAAAAGCUAAUGAGAGGAAACAAAACGCAUAUAUCAAAAGACAACAGGCCAAUUUCAAACGUCAACAGGCCAAUUUGAAGAGAGUACAGGCUAAAUUGAAGAAGGCUCAGGCUGAAAGAAAACGUUUACAAAAGAACAAGAACAAAAAUAACAACAGACAGGCAAUGACUUUAGCAGAGGAUGGUCUUCCUAAAGAUGGUCCCUCAAAGGUUAAUACACCAGUCCUUUAUAAGAAACCAGCAGGCACCACUAAAAAUACAUUAGUAACUACCAAAAAACCUAUUAAUAGCAACAGGAACAAUAUCAAUAAUAAACUUCAAAAAGAAAAUCAAAAUAGACGUCAAGCUAUCAAAAAGAGACAACAAGAAAUCAAGAAAAUUGGUCAAUUUAUAAACAAAAGAGAGAAAAAGCACAGGAAAAUAACAAGAAAGAACAGCUAA